UUUGAGGUGACCCCACACAAUUUGAUUAAUCGCAAUUAUACUAAUCUGAAUCUCACACAUCAACCAACUGGAAUCGUUUAAUCAUCUCUCUCUUGUUCUGACUGGCUUCUAUUCUGAUUUCUGCCAAUUGUUGCUGAAACAUUCCUUCCAUCUCUGAUAUCAGAAAACUUUUCGAUCCUAGUUCCAAUUCCAAGCAAGAAACAAUGGCUGACGCUGCUAUCAGUGCUACUGUUAAGGUCGUCUUGGGGACAGUCAUUUCCAUUGCCGCGGACCGCAUUGGUAUGGUUCUCGGGGUGAAAGCAGAGUUGGAGAGACUAAGCAAAACUGCUGCAACGAUCCAAGGUUUCCUGGCUGAUGCUGACGGGAAAAUGCAUAGCCAAGGGGUGCGAGGUUGGCUCAAGGAGCUAGAGGAUGAGGUUUUUAAAGCUGAUAAUGUGCUGGACGAGCUCCAUUACGACAAUCUUCGUCGGGAGGUGAAGUACCGAAAUCAACCAAUGAAGAAGAAGGUAUGCUUCUUCUUCUCCUUCUUUAAUGCAAUUGGCUUUAGUUCCAGCUUGGCUUCAAGGAUCCGGGACAUCAACACCAACCUAGAAAGGAUCAACCAGGGAGCCGGUCGCUUGGGAUUGACCAACCAAAUUGAAGCUGCACCCCCUGCUGAUGCCGCUGGUGCCAGACAGACCGACUCUAUUGUUGUUCCGAACGUUGUAGGAAGAUCCGGCGACGAGUCAAAGAUUGUGGACAUGUUAUCGAGCCCAUCUGAAAAGGUUCUUUCUGUUAUUCCCAUAACAGGCCCGGGAGGUUUGGGAAAGACAACUCUUGCUAAAUCAGUCUACAACAAUCCAAAAAUUGAUGAGAAUUUUGGCAUAAAGAGUUGGGUUUGUGUGGCUAGAAAAAUUGAUACAGUGGGGCUGUUCAAACUCAUUUUAGAAUCGUUGACAAAAACAAAGGUUGAAGUGGAUGGUAGGGAAGCCAUAGUUCAAGAAGUUCGAGGAAAGCUCAAGGGACAAAGAUAUUUCCUUGUUCUUGAUGAUGUGUGGGAUCAUGAACAAGGAUCGUGGGAUGACUAUUUCAACACUUUGAUGGGACUCAACGAAACCAAAGGAAGCUGGUGUCUUCUCACUACUCGUCUAGAAUAUGUGGCUAAUGCUGUGCCUAGACAUUUGCAAAUGAAUGAUCGUCCUUAUUUCUUAGGAAAGCUAUCAGGUGAUGAGUGCUGGUCCAUCAUAAAAGGAAAGGUGAUGAGUGCAGGGGAAGAAGUACCAGAAGAAUUGGAAGCACUGAAGGAGCAAAUUUUAAGGAGAUGCGAUGGCCUACCCUUGGCGGCAAGUUUGAUUGGUGGCUUGUUGCAUACCAACAGAAGAGAGAAGUGGCACUCCAUUGUGCAGGAGAGUCUUUUGAAUGAAUAUCAAAGCCAAAUUAAUCAAAUACUUAAGGUGAGCUUUGAUCAUUUAUCAUCUCCAUCAGUUAAGAAAUGUUUUGCAUAUUGCUCGAUUUUUCCCCAGGACACUGAAUUAGGAGAAGAUGAACUAAUUCAGCACUGGGUUGCUAAAGGUUUUGUUCUACCAGAUCGGGAAAACACAAGAAUGAUGGAGGAAAGAGGAGGCAAGUAUUUGAGGAUUUUGUUACAAAGUUCCCUGCUGGAAAAAGUCCAAGAGUCAUACUAUAAAAUGCACGAUCUCGUGCAUGAUUUUGCAAAAUCAAUUCUUAAUCCAGAAAGCAGCAAUCAGGAUCGCUACCUUGCAUUGGACUCUUCUAAAGGUUUGGAAGAAAAUACCAUAAGGACAAUACCAGCAUCAAUUCGCACGUUAUUUCUCCAUGUAGAGGGUGGCAUAUCUACUGACAUGAACAUGCUUUUAAGAUUCAAGUGCUUGAAUGUUCUCAGAUUGUCUGGAUAUGAUGUCGAGUCUCUACCGAUCUCCAUUGGCAAACUACUACAUUUGCGGUUGCUCGACAUUUCAUCUUCUGGAAUCACAAGUUUGCCGGAAUCUCUUUGCAAGUUAUAUAAUUUGCAGACACUAACUAUGAGAGAUGGUGAACUUGAAGGAGGUUUUCCAAAACGGAUGAGCGAUUUGAUCAGCUUGCGACAUCUAAACUACUAUCAUGGUGGUGCAGAAUUGAAAAUGCCGGUGCAGAUGGGACGAUUGACUUGUCUUCAAACUCUAGAGUUCUUUAAUGUAAGUCAAAAAAGGGGAUGUGGUAUCGAAGAGCUUGGGACCUUGAAAUAUCUGAAAGGAUCGUUGAGUAUAAGAAAUCUUGGACUAGUGAAGGGCAAAGAAGCAGUUAAACAAGCAAAAUUGUUCGAAAAGCCAGAUCUGUCUUACUUGGCGUUUAGAUGGGAGAGCGGAGAUCGGGAAAGCGAUAACCGUGAGGAGGAUGUGUUGGAAGGUCUCCAACCUCACCCAAAUUUGCAAGGGUUGAAAAUUUAUUAUUUUAUGGGUAAUAAAUUUCCACAAUGGCUUAUCAAUUUGUCAAAAUUGGUGAAGUUGCGGAUAGAAUAUUGCAAGAGAUGCAGUGAACUCCCCUCAUUAGGACAACUGCCAUCCCUCAAAUAUCUCUAUUUGACAAGACUGGACAACAUUCGAUUUAUUGGAGAUGAAUUCUACGGUAUUACUACUAAAGAUGAGGAGGAGGAGGAGGGCAGAUCACGAGCAUCAGGGAGCAGCACUAGAAGGCGAAAAUUCUUUCCUGCCCUUGAAGAACUCUGUGUAAAAGGAAUGAAGAAUUUGGUAGAGUGGAAAGGUGCAGACCAAGUGCGGUCAACAGUAGGUGAAGCAGAAGCAGAUGUCUUUCCCCUGCUGAGACGUGAAGUUUUGCUUCAAUCUAACAAGUAUAAAAACGGGUUACGGCACUGCAUCUUUUGA
Messenger RNA from Coffea eugenioides, 2861 nucleotides. Its product is annotated as putative disease resistance protein RGA3. Gene Ontology annotation, molecular function: ADP binding. The record is from RefSeq and is a predicted model, not a curated record. Gene Ontology annotation, biological process: defense response to other organism. The transcript is spliced from 2 exons. Bases 204 to 2861 code for a protein of 885 amino acids. NCBI's taxonomy places the organism in Eukaryota, Viridiplantae, Streptophyta, Magnoliopsida, Gentianales, Rubiaceae.